Molecule: messenger RNA, 1437 nt
Organism: Phytomonas sp. EM1
Lineage: Eukaryota; Euglenozoa; Kinetoplastea; Trypanosomatida; Trypanosomatidae
Source: the annotation of a GenBank genome assembly
AUGUCUCUGAAGCCCAAGGCCGGUAUUGAGGAUGUGGAUUUGAAGGCCAAGAAGGUCCUCAUCCGCGCCGACUUCAACGUCCCGAUCAAGAACGGCGAGAUCACGAACGACUUCCGCAUUCGCGCGGCCCUGCCGACGAUCCAGCAGGUGCUGAAGGCGGGCGGGAGCUGCAUCCUAAUGAGCCACCUGGGCCGCCCGAAGGGGGUCGCGAUGUCGGAUCCGAAGCCCGCGUCCGGUGUGCGGGGGUACGAGGAGUCGGCGUCGUUGAAGCCCGUCGCCGGGCGCCUCUCGGAGUUGCUGGGGAAGACGGUCGCCUUCGCGCCGGACUGCCUCGACGCGUCGAGCUACGUGGCAAAGCUGAAGCCGGGCGACGUGCUGCUGCUCGAGAACGUCCGUUUCUACUCCACGGAGGGCAGCAAGAAGGAGGGGGACCGCCUCGAAAUGGCGAAGGUGCUCGCCUCCUAUGGCGACAUCUACGUGAGCGACGCCUUCGGCACGGCCCACCGCGACAGCGCGACGAUGACAGGGAUUCCGAAGGUCCUCGGCGCGGGCUACGCCGGCUUCUUGAUGGAAAAGGAGGUGAACUACUUCUCGCAGGUGCUGAACAACCCCCCUCGUCCGCUCGUCGCGAUUGUCGGGGGUGCCAAGGUGAGCGACAAGAUCAUGCUCCUUGACAACAUGCUCACGCGGAUUGACUACCUCAUCAUUGGGGGCGCGAUGGCGUACACCUUCCUGAAGGCGCAAGGCCACGCGAUUGGGAUUUCGAUGUGCGAGGAGGACAAGCUCGAGCUGGCCCGCUCGCUGCUGAAGAAGGCGGCCGAGCGCAAGGUCGAGGUCUUCCUCCCGGUGGACCACCUGUGCCACACGGAGUUCAAACCGGUGGGGUCCCCACGGGUGACGCCCGGGGUGGACAUCCCAGACGGCUUCAUGGCGCUUGACAUCGGCCCCAAGACGAUCGAGACCUACGUCGCCGUCGUGCGGAAGUGCCGGAGUGCGAUCUGGAACGGGCCCAUGGGGGUGUUCGAGAUGCCGUGCUACUCCAAAGGGACCUUUGCGAUCGCGAAGGUGAUGGCGGAGGGGACGCAGAAGGCGGGGCUGCUCAGCAUCAUCGGCGGCGGCGACAGCGCGAGCGCGGCGGAGCUGAGCGGGGAGGCGCCGCGGAUGUCGCACGUCUCUACCGGCGGCGGCGCGUCGUUGGAGCUGCUGGAGGGGAAGACGCUCCCCGGGGUGGCGGUCCUCACCGAGAAGCGCGCGGCCCCGGCAGUGAAGGUUGCCGCGGAAUCCCCUGCUCCCGUUUCCACCCCUGCCCGUGCGGAGGGAGGGGAUAAGAAAUGCUGCUGUCCCUGCAGCGGACUGUCGAGGUACGCCCUGAUUUGCGUCCUCUUCCUGCUCGGUGUCGUCGUCGCCCGGCGGUUCUGCCGUCGUCUAUUGAAUUGA